Messenger RNA from Chironomus riparius, 1143 nucleotides. NCBI's taxonomy places the organism in Eukaryota, Metazoa, Arthropoda, Insecta, Diptera, Chironomidae. The record is from the annotation of a GenBank genome assembly.
AUGUCUAAACUAAGGAUAACCGUACUGGAAAGAAAGGGAAGAGCUGUAAUUGCAAAUAAAUUUAUUAAGGAAGGCGAACUUAUACUAACAGAGUCACCACUUAUUUCAGCACAAUUUACAUGGAAUAAAGAAUAUGGAUAUUUAUGCUGCGAUCACUGCUUUUUACCGUUAGAAAGUGCUCAAGAGAAUGUUCGGAGAUUAGCGAUGGAUGUCAGUAUCGUCUUACCAAAACAAGUAAAUGAACUAGCAGACCAGAUUGAUCAAUGUAAUAAUUGUCAAGCUAAAUAUUGUUCCCCAAAAUGUGCCAGUAGUGCUGCUGCUUCUUACCAUAAUUUUGAAUGUAAUCAGUAUAAAUUUGGAGGAAGAUUUUAUGAGAUCCAUGAGCUGUGGAAAAAGAGUCAUUAUCCACCGGAAACAGCAACUAUUGAUCUCGUAAUAAGAAUUUUUGGCAUGAUUAAACAAUCAAAUUCUGCGGAAGUUAUUGAGUUAUUAGAUAACUUUAGUAAGCAUUCAUGCAAUGAAGAUCUUCAACUUUGUCAUAAAAUGCUUGGAGAGAAAUUUAGCAUCCAAUUGUCACAGAUUCAUAAAGAAGUACAAAGAAUCUUCGGAAAUGAUGAUCAGCUUGCAAAAUAUAUCUCAUAUGAUGGAUUUGUAUCACUGCUUGCAAUUCUCGGCACAAACGCUCAAGGGAUUGGGACGUCAAGUUUUGCUCAUUGGGUUCAAAGUAUCUCUGAAAUGGAUAUGAGUGAAGAAAAGCGAACUGAAAUUGAUACAUUUAUUGAUGCAAUUUAUUCACGAUUUAAUGACACAGUUGGUGAAUUUUUGGAUAAUGAAGGAAGUGGCUUGUAUGUCCAACAAUCCAAGUUCAAUCAUUCGUGUCAACCAAACGCUCAAAUCAUAUUCCCGAAUAGUAAUUCAACCUUAAACGUUGUUGCCUUACAAGAUAUUCAUCCAGAAGAAGAAAUUUGUAUAAGCUACAUAGAUGAGUGUAUGCUGUCUAGAAGUCGUCAUUCUCGACAAAAAUAUCUCAAAGAAAAUUAUUUGUUCCGAUGUGAAUGCGAAAAAUGCGGAAGUCAAAUUGAAGAUUUGGACGUAACAAGUGAGGAGGAUGAAACUGAAAUGGAUACAGACGAAGACAACUAA